CACUCUUCUUCUCUCUUUGUAAUUAGCAGCGGCGUGCAACCCCCGCUAAAUUCAACUUCAGAACAACCUCCUCUUUUUGAUGGAACCACCAGGUUGUACACAAGUUAUAGUUGCCCUUAUGCUCAACGUGUAUGGAUCACUAGGAACUACAAGGGGUUGCAAGACAAGAUCGAAUUGGUACCUAUCGACCUUUCAAACAAGCCUGCUUGGUACAAGGAAAAAGUAUAUCCUGAAGGCAAGGUUCCAUCUUUGAAGCACAAUGGCAAGGUAUUGGGAGAAAGUCUUGAUUUGAUCAAAUAUGUAGAUGCUAACUUUGAAGGAACACCUUUGUUUCCCAAUCAUCAUCCUGCCAAGAAAGAGUUCGGUGAGCAGUUGUUAUCCCAUGUUGAUACAUUCACCCAAGACACUGUCAAGUCAGUAAAAGGGAUACUGUGAAACUGUUAUGAUUUUGUAAAGUU
Medicago truncatula (barrel medic) is the source of this 458-nucleotide messenger RNA. RefSeq names its product glutathione S-transferase L3. Gene Ontology annotation, molecular function: glutathione transferase activity. The transcript is spliced from 5 exons. The annotation marks the transcript as partial. Gene Ontology annotation, biological process: protein glutathionylation. The record is from RefSeq and is a predicted model, not a curated record. Lineage: Eukaryota; Viridiplantae; Streptophyta; Magnoliopsida; Fabales; Fabaceae.